AUGGUCCAAAAAGCCUCUCUUUACCCUCACCCACAGCCUGGCCUGGGCACCUAUGGGUGCUCCCUGAAGACCCACUGCAGUGCUAUUUAUGGUCUCCACGGAAACCCUGGCCCCGCCCCCGAAGACAUGUCCCUAGCACGAGGCGGCUGUGGGACACCGGACACCGGACGGCUGCAGCGGGCGAGUAGGGUGCGCGUUUCCCGCGGGAUCACGAUGAUGCAAAGUGCGGUGCUGCCGACAGAGAGCCCCGUGAAGAGUUUACCGGAGAUUCUCGGAGUGCCACUGCAACAGAUCCCUCAGUGCGCAGGGUGCAGUCAACACAUCCUGGACAAGUUCAUCCUCAAAGUGCUGGACAGACACUGGCACUCCAAGUGCCUCAAGUGUGCAGACUGCCAGACCCCGCUGGCCGACAAGUGCUUUUCCAGAGCAGGGAGCGUGUACUGCAAAGAAGAUUUCUUCAAGCGUUUUGGGACAAAGUGUGCGUCAUGCCAGCAGGGCAUCCCUCCCACACAGGUGGUGCGGAAAGCACAGGACUUUGUGUAUCACCUGCACUGCUUUGCCUGCAUCAUGUGCAGUCGACAGCUGGCCACUGGUGAUGAGUUUUAUCUCAUGGAGGAUGGGAGACUGGUCUGCAAAGUGGAUUAUGAGACGGCCAAACAGAAUGAUGACUCUGAAGCAGGGACCAAGAGACCCAGGACCACCAUCACAGCUAAGCAGCUAGAGACGCUGAAAAGUGCCUAUAAGAACUCUCCCAAACCAGCACGCCACGUCCGGGAGCAACUGUCUUCAGAGACCGGCCUGGACAUGCGGGUGGUGCAGGUGUGGUUUCAGAACAGGCGAGCAAAAGAAAAGCGGCUGAAGAAGGAUGCAGGGCGCCAUCGCUGGACACAGUUUUAUAAGAGCGUCAAACGCAGUCGAGGAGGAACAAAAGCAGAAAAGGAGAGCUCCGCUGAUGACGCAGGCCUCAGUGAUAGUGAACUCAGCUUCAGAGAUGACCAGGUGCUGUCAGACCUGGGCCAUGCUAACGGCCUCUACGGCAGUGUGGGCGAUGUGACUGGUGGAGGCGUUCUCAAUGGGAGCUUCACGGUGGACGCAGUGGGACAGUCUUACCACGACAUCAGAGCAGGAAGUCCGUACGGUCUUCCCCAAUCACCGUCGUCCAUCGGGUCUCUGCCUGGACACACACCUCUGCUCAACAACCUGGCAUUCAGCAUGGACAGCCUGGUGGCACAAGGUGGGACAGGGGGUGUGGGCCAGGCCCUCAGAGCCAUGGCAGGAGGCCCCACCUCAGACCUGUCCACAGGCAGCAGUACGGGAUACCCCGACUUCCCCACCAGCCCCGCUUCCUGGCUCGACGAGAUGGACCAUUCGCAGUUUUGA
Knipowitschia caucasica is the source of this 1380-nucleotide messenger RNA. The record is from the annotation of a GenBank genome assembly. NCBI's taxonomy places the organism in Eukaryota, Metazoa, Chordata, Actinopteri, Gobiiformes, Gobiidae.